Messenger RNA from Drosophila kikkawai, 1935 nucleotides. RefSeq names its product very long chain fatty acid elongase 1. Gene Ontology annotation, biological process: fatty acid elongation, monounsaturated fatty acid; very long-chain fatty acid biosynthetic process; fatty acid elongation, polyunsaturated fatty acid. Gene Ontology annotation, molecular function: fatty acid elongase activity. NCBI's taxonomy places the organism in Eukaryota, Metazoa, Arthropoda, Insecta, Diptera, Drosophilidae. The record is from RefSeq and is a predicted model, not a curated record. Gene Ontology annotation, cellular component: endoplasmic reticulum membrane.
UGUGGUGGUAGAAUCAGCCAAGUCUGCGCGAAUCCCAGUAAUCGAGUUUAGCAACUCAGCGAGUCGAAGAGUGAUUUUUCUGAGCGAGUGCCAGCUGCAGCUUCGGCGGCAACGAAAGGACUAGAAAGUGAUUGACUUGAGCGGCUUGAGCGCAGCAUGCGAAAUCCUGCGGCGAGCCUCUGAUACAAACUAAUUAACAAAAGCACAAACAGCACUCAGCAGAAAGUGUUUGCACUUCGGAUCUUAAAAAAGGCAACGAGAAACCGAAAGGAGCAGCAGCAUUAUGACGAUGAACUACCACAACUACAACAGCAGUUCGCGGUUCGAGAUGGUCGUGGAGAUAGCCAACAUUGCGCUGGACGAGUUCAAGACGCACCACAUCUCGCGGAACUACACUGGCCUGGUCCAGCGCUACUACCAACUGGUGGAGGAGGAUUACGGCGAUCCGCGUGCUGAACGCUUCCCGUUGAUGGAGCAUCCUAUGUUCACGUUCGGCCUGGUGGCCAUCUACCUCUCCUGGGUCCUCGUCUUCGGGCCACUCUUUAUGCGCGAUCGCAAGCCCUUCCAGCUGCGCCGCACCCUGGUCAUCUACAACGCCUUCCAGGUGGCCCUCAGCGGCUACAUGUUCUACGAGCACCUGAUGGCCGGCUGGCUGAACUACUACAAUCUGAAGUGCCAACCGGUCGACUACUCCGAUGGUCCCAGCUCCAAGAGGAUGCUCAACCUAUGCUACCUUUACUACCUGUCCAAGCUGACCGAGUUCGCCGACACUGUGUUCUUUGUGCUGCGCAAGAAGUCCAGUCAGAUCACCUGGCUGCAUGUGUACCAUCACUCGGUGACGCCGCUGGAGACCUGGGUGCUGGUCAAGUUCCUGGCAGGUGGAAACGCCACGUUCCCGAAUCUGCUGAACAACUUCGUCCAUGUGUGCAUGUACUUCUACUACAUGAUGGCCGCCAUGGGACCCGAGUACGCCAAGUUCCUGUGGUGGAAGAAGUACAUGACCGAGCUGCAGAUCGCCCAGUUCGUGCUGUGCAUUGUUCACACCACCCGUGCCCUCUUCAGCAACCAGUGUCAGUUCUCCAAGUUCAUCUCGGCCCUGCUCCUGCUGAACGCCUCCAUUUUCUUCUGCCUCUUCAUGAACUUCUACAUGCAGAGCUACAGGAAGUCCAAGGCUGCGCAGCAGCAACUGGAGCAGCAGCAGCAGCAACAGCUCACCUCCAAGGCGGACAGCAACAACAACACGGCGAUGGCAAUGCAGAAGCUGAAAGCCCACUAAAACGGACUCAGCUCGACAGGGGGAACUACUUGUAAUAAUGUGUAAACUGAAAACAGAUUGGUGUUGGCAACAGACGAAAAACGGAUGAAACGUUUGAAGUAGUUUUGGUACAAAGGUUUCAACUAACGCUAAGCUAAGCUUAAGAGCCAUAAACACAAGCAUGCACACACAGAGAAGCGCCGGCUGACGACCGAUCGAUGAACAGGAACAGGCGAACACGGGGCGUAUGCGCAAUCUGAUCGUCCCCCCCAGCCUCUGGCCAGCUUUGCUUGACCGCUUUGCUUGCCCUUGCCGCUGCAUCCAGCCAGCCGCUUCUGCAUUCUGUACUUUCUGUAUCCGCAUGUGGAACUGUACAACAAACUGGGUCACUUUUCGAGAUCUGCCUAGAGUGUAAGUCGCCUAAUUCUAGAACCUCACAAACGAAACGCGUUUAGAUUUAAUUGAAAAGGGCGCCUGGCUGCCCGCCCGUAGUCAUAAGAGAUAAUUGUAAUUGUGUAUAGACGAUUUGUAAAUAGCCUGUUAAAUGUUAAUGUUAAAUAUUUGUAGUCCUAAGCCAACUAGUCUAACUUACAAAAUUCGCACGAACAAAUACGGCGCGAGCACGAAAUUAAAAGCGAAGACAAAUAAAAGCGAAGAAAAGACAAAUUUUAAAAAACCAA